Molecule: messenger RNA, 577 nt
Organism: Ictalurus punctatus (channel catfish)
Lineage: Eukaryota; Metazoa; Chordata; Actinopteri; Siluriformes; Ictaluridae
Gene: hbb
Product: hemoglobin subunit beta
Biological process (GO): hydrogen peroxide catabolic process; oxygen transport
Cellular component (GO): haptoglobin-hemoglobin complex; hemoglobin complex; blood microparticle
Molecular function (GO): peroxidase activity; oxygen carrier activity; organic acid binding
Source: RefSeq, marked provisional
AUAGAAACCCCAAAAAGCAGCAACAUGGUUGUUUGGACAGACUUCGAGCGCGCUACCAUCCAGGACCUCUUUUCCAAGAUCGACUACGAGUCAGUUGGUCACCAGGCACUGUCAAGGUGUCUCGUCGUUUACCCAUGGACCCAGAGGUACUUCGGUAGCUUUGGAAACUUGUACAACGCCGCUGCCAUCAUUGGAAACCCCAAGGUUGCUGCCCAUGGCUUGGUAGUAGUACGUGGUCUGGAGAAAGCAGCGAAGAACAUGGACAACAUUAAGGCCAUUUACGCCGACCUGAGUGUGCUGCACUCUGAGAAACUGCACGUGGAUCCUGAUAACUUCAAGCUGCUGGCUGACUGCAUCACCAUCGUCAUUGCCUCUGUCCUGGGUGCCAGCUUCACAGCCGAAGUACAGGCAGCUCUGCAUAAGUUCCUGGCUGUUGUUGUCUCUGCACUCGGAAAGCAGUACCAAUAAAUGCUGAAGUGAUUUGACGGCCAGAGAGGACCAUCAAACGUUUUCAGUUCUAAAAAUGACCAUGUACUACUUGUGAAAGCAAGUAUUUAAAUAAAAUUACCAAUACACA